Molecule: messenger RNA, 1431 nt
Organism: Podospora anserina S mat+
Lineage: Eukaryota; Fungi; Ascomycota; Sordariomycetes; Sordariales; Podosporaceae
Exons: 3
Coding region: 1-1431 (476 amino acids)
Molecular function (GO): nucleosome binding; histone binding
Source: RefSeq, a predicted model, not a curated record
AUGCCGGCAAAGCUCAAUGUUGAGACUCUCCAAUCAGUCUUCCAAACGCGACCAGACAUCCUCGCGGGCAUCCAGGAAGCCGCCGACACUCCAGCGCGUGUCGGACUGUUCAACGAGAUCGCCAGCUUUGUAUACGAGCGCAUUGCCACGGCCUCCGACCAUGGCUCUACACAAGACGACGACGGCCCGGCCGCCAAACGAAGACGGGUCGAUAUCGCACAAGUACGGCCGUCGCAACAGACACAGUCGAACGGGAGUACGGCGGGAGGAGGUGUAAGUCUUGACGCAGCUACCUCAGAACAGGUGCUGCUCGAGGUCAAGGAUAUUUCCGCAUCGGCGCCACAGCGCAAAAAGUACGAUGUGUGCUUCACCAAGAACUUUUUGUACGCAAGCGUGUCCGGCAGCUCUACGCCUGUGCAGGGGAUCGUGUAUCCAUGGAAGGAGAUUGAGCACAUCUUCUAUCUCCCAGUCCCCGAAAAGUCCACGGUUCAACACAACUACGUCGUCCUCCCCCGUAACAGCUACCUUCCUACUCGAACGGCCAAACCCGCCGCGGGUGCUGCGCCGACGAGUCCAACCGCUCUCGAACCGUUCGUCUUCACUGUCCCCGGGGCAGCUCCAAAGCCAGGCUCGAUCGGGGGCGCCUCAGCCAAGACGGCAGAAGCCGUGUCGGACAGUUACAGUACACUGUUCCACUGGGCGCUGGCAACCUCUCUCAAAUCCGCAGGGAACCACUCUUGCAGCAUUGUUGCGUCAGACCCAAAACUUUUCCACUCGGUAACGAGGCAAGCCCAUCGCCCCACGGAAAAGGCGGUGCACGUCAAGGCCUUCAGGGGGAGCAAAGAUGGGUACCUGUUCUUCUUGCCGACGGGGAUACUGUGGGGGUUCAAGAAGCCGAUUGUGUUCUUGCCACUGGAUAGGAUCGUGGCGUUGAGCUUCACUUCGGUGCUGGCGAGGACGUUCAACAUUGUGGUUGAGCUCGACGUGGACGAGUCGGGCAAUGUGGAGAAGGAGAUUGAGUUUGGCAUGCUGGACAAAGAGGACUUUGAGGGGAUCAAUGCUAAUUACGUGCAACGGCACGGUCUGGCGGAUAAGAGCAUGGCUGAAAAGCGCAAGGCCAAGAGGGAGCUGGCUGAGAAUAAUAAAACCACUGGUGGGGAGGAUGAUGCUGAUGGAACCGGGGGAGGGGAGGCGGAGAAUGCGCAGACUGCGGGCAUGACAGAGCUGGAAAAGGCACAGUGGGAGGCAGAGCAGCGGUUACAGGAUGAAGAAGAUGAAGACGAAGAGGAUUAUGAUCCUGGGAGUGAGGGUGAAAGCGAAGGAAGUGGGACAUCGAGUGAAGAGGAAGACGAUGAUGAAGAUGCAGAAGGCGGCGAGGAUGAUGAUGAUGAUGAGAAUGACUUGGAUGGGGAGGGCAUGGAUGAGGAUUAA